CCACUUAAUUCCGGCUCACAUGUGGAGUGCAUUCGAUUCGAACGCUACUCAACAAAAUGCAAACUUUACGUGAGUUUACGCGUAAAACCAAGCGCGGGAAUAUCUUGAAGAUCGUACGGGAGCAUUAUCUGCGCGACGACAUCGGAUGUGGCUCCGAUCUGUGCCGGCAGUGCUUCCAAAAUGAGGUCUACCAGCUGACCUCGCAGCAUGAGAUCCGGAGCACCUUCUUCAAGUGCCCGCACUACCUCGUUUUGGACACCAAUGUGGUGCUGGAUCAGAUUGACGUUCUGGAGGAGGAUGUGCUCCGCAACGUGGUCGUCCUCUCCACUGUGCUCAACGAGGUGAAGCACAAGAGUUCGUCCAUAUACAAGCGCUUAAAUGAACUCAUCCACGAUCGCACCAGGAACUUCUAUGUGUUCGUCAACGAGCACCACAAGGACACCUAUGCAGAUCGCGAACCAGAUGAAACUGCCAACGAUCGCAAUGAUCGCGCCAUCCGUUUGGCCACCAAAUGGUAUGAUGACCACUUGCAGGCCUCGCAAUCCCCUAAAGACUUGGAGCGCACUGGUCGGGCUGCAACGCGGGUGAUCCUGCUGACCGAUGAUGCCGGGAAUCGCGCCAAGGCCGAGGCCGAAGGCAUUCUGGUUUCCUCCGCCGCGGAGUACGUGAAAUCCCUCGAGGACUUUCCACUUCUGGUGGACAAGCUGUCGCACAAGACGUUCGAGAACGAGAAGAAGGGUCUGCCCCAGUAUCCGCCGCAUCUCAGCAUGAAGGAGCUGCUGGAGGGUCUGCGCCAGAAGAAGCUGCUGCAGGGCGCCUUCCAGGCCUCCAGAGAAAACUAUCUCGAAGGCAGUGUCAAUGUGGAGCAGUUUGAAAAAGGCAUCCUAAUCCAAGGCCGCGAAUCCCUCAACCGAGCAGUGGAUGGCGACCUGGUGGCCGUGGAGCUGCUGCCCGAAGAGGAGUGGUCGGCGCCCAGUGAAAUCGUGCUGGAGGAGAAGAACGUCUACGCGGAUGAGGUGCCCAGCGAAGAACGCGCCGAGGAUGAGAAGGACAUGCUGAAGCAGGUGCGGGCCGCUGCCUCAUCCGCUGAGCGCACACCCACGGGACGGAUUGUGGGCAUUGUGCGCCGCAAGUGGCGACAGUACUGCGGCAUCCUGCAGCCCAGCUUGAUAGAGGACACAAAUCGGCACAUCUUUGUGCCCGCCGACCGCAAGAUUCCCCGCAUCCGCAUCGAAACUAGGCAGGCGGCCAAGUUGCUGAAUCAACGCAUAAUCGUGACCAUCGACACGUGGCCGCGGAACUCGCGCUACCCGCACGGACACUUUGUGCGCUCCCUGGGUCCCCUCGGCGACAUGGCCACCGAGAACGAGGUGAUUCUGUUGGAGCACGACGUGCCGCACUGCAAGUUCUCGGACGAGGUGCUGAGCUUCUUGCCGCAGAUGCCCUGGACAAUCACCGAGGAGGACUAUGCCAAGCGUGUGGAUCUCAGGGACCUGUACAUCUGCUCAGUGGAUCCGCCGGGCUGCACUGAUAUCGAUGAUGCACUCCACUGCCGGGAGCUGCCCAAUGGCAAUCUGGAGGUUGGUGUGCACAUCGCUGAUGUGAGUCACUUCAUUCGGCCAGGAAAUGCGCUGGAUAAGGAGGCAGGCGCCAGGGGAACCACCGUUUACCUGGUCGGCAAGCGCAUCGACAUGGUCCCUGAGUUGCUCAGCUCGAAUCUGUGCUCGCUGGUUGGCGGCGUCGAGCGCUUCGCCUUCUCCUGCGUGUGGGAGAUGGAUCAGGAGGCCAAUGUGUUGGGCAAGCGCUUCCACAAGAGCGUCAUCAAGUCGAAGCGUGCCAUGACGUACGAGGAGGCACAGGUGAUUAUCGACGACUCCACGCAGCAGAAUGAAAUUGCCAAGUCUCUGAGGAAUCUUAAUCGGCUGGCCAAGAUCCUCAAGAAACGGCGCAUGGACAAUGGAGCCCUGGUCCUGGCCUCGCCGGAGAUUCGCUUCCAGGUGGACAGCGAGACACACGAACCUCUCGAAGUGGAGGUCAAGCAGAUGCGCGAGACCAACUCCAUGGUGGAGGAGUUCAUGUUGCUGGCCAACAUCACCGUGGCCGAGCACAUUGCGACGGAGUUCUCUGAGUGUGCGGUGUUGCGUCGCCAUCCCCGGCCGCCGCCCACCAAUUUCGAUCCGCUGGUGAAGGCCGCCCGCUACCAGGGCUUCCAGGUGGACAUUGAGUCGGGUCUGGAGCUGUCGUAUUCGCUGGACAAGUGCGUCAAGGCGGACAAUCCGUACUUCAACACCAUGAUCCGCAUCCUGACCACGCGCUGCAUGAUGCAGGCGGUGUACUUCAUCAGCGGCAGUCUGCAGAAGGAGGAGUUCUUCCACUACGGCCUGGCCGCGCCCAUCUACACGCACUUCACCUCGCCCAUCCGUCGUUACUCCGACAUAAUGGUUCAUCGCCUGCUGGCCGCCUCCAUUGGCGCGGAUAGCACCUACGCCCAGUUGCUGGAGCGCAAGUCGAACGAGGAGCUGUGCCACAACCUGAACUACCGCCACAAGAUGGCCCAGUAUGCAGGUCGCGCUUCGGUGGCCCUCAACACGCAUCUCUUCUUCCGCGGCAAGGAGGAGGACGAGGAAGGGUAUGUGCUAUUCGUGCGCAAGAACGCUCUGCAAGUGCUGAUCCCAAAAUACGGCCUGGAGGGCACUCUGUAUCUGAAGUCCGACAAGGAGGGCAAGGAUGGACUGGAACGCACAAAGAGCGAGAUCGUGUUCACCUUCAACGAGGAGGAUUACACCCAGCGAUGCGGCGACGUGGUCUUCCACUCCUUCGACCCGGUCACCGUUCGACUUAGCCUGGACUCCAGCAACGUGCAGCACGAGAAGCUGAUCUUCCGACUGGUCAAGCCGUACAUCAAGGGCUUCAGUGUGGAAACGGAAAACGUUAAAGCUGAUGCCCAGCCGGCUGCCACGCCCCCGCCUCCGAAGAAGACCAAGAAGGACAAGAAAAAGAAGUAAUCCCUUUGCACCUAAAACUAAGUUGAAUUAGGCUAAGCUGAGAAAACAUGUAACUACAAUCAUUUUGUACAAAUGAAUUAGUUCUAUAAUUCCA
Messenger RNA from Drosophila elegans, 3099 nucleotides. RefSeq names its product exosome complex exonuclease RRP44 (gene Dis3). Gene Ontology annotation, cellular component: nuclear exosome (RNase complex); cytoplasmic exosome (RNase complex). The coding region runs from base 57 to 3005 and encodes 982 amino acids. Lineage: Eukaryota; Metazoa; Arthropoda; Insecta; Diptera; Drosophilidae. The record is from RefSeq and is a predicted model, not a curated record. The transcript is spliced from 5 exons. Gene Ontology annotation, biological process: rRNA catabolic process. Gene Ontology annotation, molecular function: RNA binding; 3'-5'-RNA exonuclease activity; endonuclease activity.